AUGUCAACGAGGCUUCGUUGGAACGCUCUCCUUCUCAUCUUGCUGUUCUCGUCCUGGGCUCAGGUCGGCAUCGGACAGCUGGAAGACAACCGGGAAGUUCAGACUCUCUUCGAAACAGCAUCAUCUUGCUCGACUGAGAGCCCAGAAACGACGGUGGGACGUCUGUUCCAGCUCAGCGAGCUCGCAGCGCGCAGAGGAGACAUCGACUCCUCCCUUCGCCUUCUCGUCCUCAUCGGCCGCCUGUUCGGUCCCUCCAUGGAGUUGCAUGUGCAUCUGGGCGAUCUGUACUGCAAGCAGAGGAAGUACGACAAGGCGCUCAACGAGUUCCGCCAGGCUCUUGUCAAGGUGCUGCGAGCGUGUCCCUCGGAGGCUGGCGGGUGUAGGAGGAACACCGCAUGGUCCAACCAGACUGUCGCCAUCGGCUCAAGGGCUGGGCUCUGCCUCAUGGAGGGGAGGAGGUUCAGACUUGCCGCAGCUCUCUUCGACUUGGCGCAUCAGCAGGAGCCUGAGGCUGAGGGGAUCCUGUGGUACCUCGCCAUGGCGCAAGAGUUCUCGUCCUCCUGGCGCGAGGCUGCGGCAUCGUACAGGAAGUGGCUCCUCCUGCAGCAGGAGGAAGAGCUGGAGGGCUACCAGGUGCGUCGACCCAAGGGAAAGAAGGUGAUCGCCUUCCUGUGCGUGUCCAAGACACCCAACGAGCACGGAGGGACGUGGAGCUCGCGGUCGCUGGAGAGAGGAGGGAUCGGUGGCUCGGAGGAAGCGGUUGUCCUCAUCAGCCGGGAGCUGGUGGAGCGAGGAUACCAUGUGGAGGUGUACGGGUAUCCUGCCAGGGAGGACGUCGGGCCAGACAAGCAUGGAGUCGUCUGGUUGCCUGUCUCCUCCUACUUCACCAACGACCUCCCGCCCCCACAUGUGUUGGUCUCGUGGAGGUGCUAUGCCAUGGCUGCUGAGGGAGGAGCAACGACUCUCAAGUACUUGUGGCUGCACGAUCGCGUCAUGCCCUCACACCUUCCUCCCUCCCUCGUCGACCAGCUGGAUGGCAUCCUCGUUCUGAGUUCCCACCACAAGAGCCAGCUCCCAGCCCACGCCCAGGUGAAAGCGAUUCCAACUAGCAACGGGCUCGUGCCCUCCUUCUGGGAGGAUGGCCCCAACAGCCACAACGAGUUCAUCUUCGCCAGUCAUCCUGAGAGAGGCCUGGAGCUGCUGCUCGAGGCCUGGCCGGAGGACUACGGGCAGUCUGGAGCUCCUCCUGAGGUUGCUCGUCGCCGCCUUCACACUCCUCACCUGAUGCCUCACGACCUGACGCAGGAGCUGAAGCGCAUGCGGCGAAUGCGGAGGAGGGUGGAAGACAUGCUCGCUUCUCUCCCGGGCAUUCGCCGACAUGGCAUGGUCAAUCAGACGGUGCUGGCAACAGCCUAUGCUCGAGCAGGGUUCUGGCUGUACCCCACGAGCAUGGCUGAGACAAGCUGCAUCAGCGCGAUGAAGGCUAUGGCCAACGGAGAGAUUUUGACUUGGGCCCGCCGAGCUACAGCAGGGAGCAGACGGUUCGUUCGCCAUUAUGCAAGGAACAGAUCUGAGCUGAACAAGUGGACGAGAAGUGUGGUGGAGGCUUCCAUGGCGGACAGGAAGGGAUUGCUCCAGGAGCAGAGGAGGAGGAUGAAAGGCUGGGCAAGGCACAUAUACUCGUGGACGUCGAUAGCAGCACAGCUGACCUCGUUCUUCCCUUGUCCGGCUGAAACAGUGGGACGAGCUCUUCACUGCAGGUGA
Molecule: messenger RNA, 1764 nt
Organism: Guillardia theta CCMP2712
Lineage: Eukaryota; Cryptophyceae; Pyrenomonadales; Geminigeraceae
Exons: 9
Coding region: 1-1764 (587 amino acids)
Molecular function (GO): protein binding
Source: RefSeq, a predicted model, not a curated record